Molecule: messenger RNA, 1428 nt
Organism: Amorphotheca resinae ATCC 22711
Lineage: Eukaryota; Fungi; Ascomycota; Leotiomycetes; Helotiales; Amorphothecaceae
Exons: 3
Coding region: 1-1428 (475 amino acids)
Source: RefSeq, a predicted model, not a curated record
AUGUUUGUGCUUCCUUUGAUUUUGGCUGCUGGCAGCCUUUCCACUCUCACUUCCGGAGCCCCAGUCUCUCCCUUUUCCGGUCUUUUGAGGCGGGCAGCGUCCUCUCAUUCCUUGCAGGGCCGCGCCCCAAGUGACCCAACUUCAUACACAGUCUAUGGGGGUAGCGGAGAGGUCUCAGAUGGCUGGCCGGACCAGAGCGACUGGUUCCCAUCCUUGGACGCGAUGUUCACUGCCAAUCUCCCGGUCCUGAAGGACUCAUGCACUCAAUUCGGUGUCCCGAAUAACUCUGAUGACGAGAUCGAUGCUAUAAAAAGCGGUAUCCAAUCCGUCGCCAGCUCUUCUGGCGUCGAUGCUCGGUUUAUACUUGCUAUCCUCAUGCAAGAGAGUAACGGCUGCGUGCGCGCGCCCACUACAAAUUAUGGGGUCGUCAAUCCUGGUCUGAUGCAGUCCCAUGAUGGGUCAGGAAGCUGCAAUGACGGGAGUGUCUUGAAUCCAUGCCCACCCAGUCAGAUCACCCAGAUGAUUGAAGACGGCACCACUGGCACGGCGAGCGGAGAUGGUUUGAAGCAGUGUCUCUCAAAAGCGGGUGCCACGGACGUCAGCACGUACUACAAGGCCGCGCGUAUUUACAACUCUGGCUCGAUCGCAGCAUCUGGGAAUUUGGGUCAGGGCAUCGCUACUCACUGCUAUUCUUCGGACAUCGCGAAUCGCCUCACAAACUGGGCGUCUGGGCCAAGCCAGUGCGACCCCAGCACUAUCGGAAACCUUGAUGGGUCUUCCGGCGGCAGUGCUUCCAGUAGCUCCUCUUCGAGCUCGCCAACCGCAAGCAGCACAUCCACGAGCAGUACAUCAACGAGCAGUACAUCCACAAGCAGUACAUCCACAGGCAGCACACCCACAUUCUCUCCCCCAUUUCCACCGCCAUUCUCGCCCACAUUCUCGCCCACAUUCUUGCCCACAUUCUUACCCACACCCACAAUCGGCCCUGCUGCAGCAUCUCCCACCACAGAAGGAGGGGGGAUCUUCGCUGGGACGUCUGUAUCAGUAGCUACAGAAUCAGCAAGUCUCCCCACAACCCCAGUUGUCACCAUCGCCACACCAACUGCCAGCCCCACUGCUUCUGCUGCGGCCACAUCGACAGGCCCAUCUGUUCCCCUCGGCACAGGUACAACCACCUCUGGGGCAGCAUUUGCUCCAGGGUCACCCUGCCCAACUGACGGAGAAUGGAACUGCAUCUCAGCGACGACCUUCCAGCAAUGCGGUAGUGGAACUUGGUCUGUCGUCCAACAGGUCGCUGCUGGUACUCAGUGCACAGUUGGACAAUCCUCAGCCAUCAAAAUUUCCGCUGCCGUAUCAAGGCGGAGGCGUUCACUCGGCCAACUCUCGCAUGCACAUGCCAUAAAGCAUGUCAGGAACGAGGUGUCUUAG